AUGGCACCUACCCCUUUGGAUAAAAUGUCGACUAAAUCCCAGCCAGCGCCCCCAUAUCCGCACAGUCAGGGGCCAACUCACGACGAGGAUCCCGGCAUCGGACCAAGCAGACAAGCACCCUCGCCAGACCCAGAGGCAUACGCAGGCUGCGCAUAUUGUGCCCAGAUAAGCCCUGAACACGUACAUCACGGCCCAGUGCAAACUGUACACUGGGCACAGGAACCCUCCAUCCCCAUGACCAGUCUCGGUGGCGACGAAAAAACUGCCCCGGAAAAUAGAGAGCGUCCAUAUCCUGUCCUGACAGCCUGGGGCUUCGAGAUACUCGUGAUGGUCAUGGCCAUCGUCUCGCUGGCAGGGCUCUUUGUCAUCCUCAACGCCGUCAACGGCAAGAUAAUAGCAGCCUGGCCGUGGGAGAGUCUGCGACUAGAGACAGUGAUGUCGUUCAUGGUCACUGUGACGGUUGUCUCUGUGGCCUACGUUAUAGUCCAGGUACUUGGCCAGGCAGGAUGGUCAUGGUUUGGCCACACUCUACACAGGCGGCCGCUGUAUGACCUUGACGUCUUCAACCGCGGCGGCGACGGCAUUCUCGCCUCUCUGCAGCUGCUCUUGUCCGUUUUCAGAAGCGGACUCUCCGGUGUCCGCACAGCAGCGGGCAUCAUGGCCAUCUGCGCCGCCCUCAUCACCAUACUCUCCUUCGCGGGCGGGCCUUUUGCCCAGCAGGCCCUGCGGACGGUCAAAUGCUCUUGGAGGAGCGGUCCAGGCCUCGGCUCCAUCCCCGUGUCCAACUUUGUACCGGCCAACGACGACUACUUUGUCGAGUACGCCAACGACUACCUGGUAUUCGACCUGGGCCCCGAGAUGAAGGCCGUCAUGCUCAACGCCCUGGCGAACCCAAGGGCCGCCGUCGAGUCCGCAGUCGCCGCGGACUGCCCCUCGGGCCACUGCAACUUCCGAGACUACGGCACGGGGAUCACGCACUCCACCAUCGGCCUGUGCAGCACCUGCAUCGACCUGGGAGCCCACGUCACCGACACCGAGGUCGCGGGCCCGAAGCUGGGCUUGUACCUCCGCAACUACUCGCUGCCGUGGGACGGCAGCGUCGACGCGCCCAAGAUCGACAGGAUGGAGAACUGGGGCAGUUACAUCGUGCCCCAGAGCACUGAGAAGAACCCGUGGAUGUCGGUGACCAUGCGGGGAUCCUUUGACUACGCCAAGCGCGGCUGGACGGCCGAGUUCUGGGACUCGGGGCCCGACGCGCUCUUCAACAUCACCAUCAUGGCCGCGUCGGAUGCGCCGUGCACGGUCGUCAACGACGGGGUCAAGUUUUGUCCCUGGCAGAUCAGGAACGACAUGGUACCGGAAAACAACUUUACAAGCCUCGUGGCCGUGGGGUGCAGGCUCUACCCUUGUCUAAAGAACUUUCGCGCCGAGGUCAGGUCGGGCGUGCUCACGGAGGAGCUGGUCUCGACCGUGCCGGCCCGCACAAACAGUCUAGAAAAACUCAACAGAGGCGGUCUUCAACUAAACCUAACGGCCCUGCAGGACCCCUGCUUCCUCGCAGGCGGGGACGACAACGGCAAAAAAGUGUUUACAUCUGAUGAACUCGGCCAAGUGCCCCCGGCCCAGAACAGAACAUUCUCCCGCAUCACAACGGCCCAGUCCACGGUCGUCCAAGCCCCGUCAGAUUGCCUAUACCACGCAUCCGGCGUCUACCUCCAAGCGAUGAAAGACCACCUGAUCGACCUCAUGGCGGGUCGGUGCCGCUACUCAGGCCUGGGCACCUUUCAAAGGCCCGCCAAGGUGACGUGCGGCGACAAGUGGUGGCUGGACCCGCUGUACGCGUCGCGCAACGCCUCGGUGGCCAGCAUCUCGGCCGCGAUGGAGGGCCUGGCAGUUGCCGUGACGAACCAGUUCCGGCGGACGGGCAGCGGGCCGCACAGACCGCGCGCCGAGGGCGACGCGACGGGCUUAACGGUGCGCGGCGACGCGUGGGACGACACCAUGUGCUUCUCGCUGCGGUGGGAGUGGCUGCUGCUCCCCGCCGGCUUGGUCGCGUCUACGCUGGUGCUGCUCUCCGCUGCGGUCUUGAGAUCGUACAUGGAGCCCGAGCAGCCGGUCUGGAAGGCCAGCGUGCUCCCCAUGGUGCUGUAUGGGCUGGCACGGCGAGGCGGUGGCAGUGAUGAGGGCUAUGCCCGGCGCGACUUGAUGGAACUGAGAAAGGUGGAGCAGGUUAGCAAGAACUUGAAAGUCAGGUUUGAUAAGCUGGCCGGGAGUGGGUUUGCUUCUUAG
This is a messenger RNA of Pyricularia pennisetigena, 2289 nucleotides long. RefSeq lists its product as uncharacterized. Bases 1 to 2289 code for a protein of 762 amino acids. NCBI's taxonomy places the organism in Eukaryota, Fungi, Ascomycota, Sordariomycetes, Magnaporthales, Pyriculariaceae. The record is from RefSeq and is a predicted model, not a curated record. The transcript has a single exon.